Molecule: messenger RNA, 2927 nt
Organism: Marchantia polymorpha subsp. ruderalis
Lineage: Eukaryota; Viridiplantae; Streptophyta; Marchantiopsida; Marchantiales; Marchantiaceae
Source: the annotation of a GenBank genome assembly
GGAGAAAAGGGAAAGGGGGACAGACAGAGAGAGGAGCGACGGUAAGACGGUCUGAGCCUCGCUUGGCAUCCAUGUUCGGAGCCAGCACAGCCAAAAGCCAGCAGCCAGUCUUUGCGGCAAUCGAAUCGGCUGUCGCAGUGUCAUCUUCUCUCGGGUGCGAGUAGUGAGGGCAGCGCUCAUUUGCCUCCACUUCCCUCGCUUCCUUCGCUCUCGCUCCCUCCCUCCUUCCGCUACUCUGUCUCUGCGCGCUCUGCUCCCGUCUGUCUGUCUGUCUGUCGCUCGAGCCCCGAAUCUCGUUCCCCUCCCCUCCCCUGCUCUCUCCCCGGCUCCACCUCCUCUCCUCGGCACAUCGCAGCUCCUCCCCCCUUCCUUCCUUUAUCUCGUCGAUGCCCUGCGCUUGAAAGCUUUGAAGUCUCUCCCGUCUGUGAUCUCCCCGGUUCCUCUGUCACCGCCCCCUCUCUCCUCCUCCUCCUCUUCCUCCUCCUCCUCCUCUCCUCCUUCCUCUUGUCUCGUCGAGCUUUUUUCUCGUGCAAGGGUCUCUCUCUCCUCGUGCAGCCAGCCAGCCAGCCAGCCUCCCACCAGCGCUCGACUCCAGAGUCCUCUUACAGCGCUUCUCCGUCUUCCAACCUCGAUACACUCUAGUUCUGGAGCGCCGUGGCGCAUUAAGCCGACUUUCAUCUCUGCGUCCCGGCGGGCCUGUUUUGCCUUGAGAGAGUUUUUAGAUACCAGUCAGUGGCAAAUUUAGGAUUCGUUUUCUCGAUACGAAAGCAAGCAAGCAAGCAAGCUGGAGGGUUGUUCAUCGCCUCGCGCGGCGGGCGGAGAAUUCUAGAUUAGCCGUAGAGGGAACGUGGAAGGAUAUCGCCCGUGCGAGCGAAGCGAACCCCGAAGGCUGUGCGGACCGACGACGACGACGACGACGACGUCGUUCGACAUUGGACAGACAGGGCCCGUCGACAGCCGCGUCGCCGGAGUGUGUGCGAGUGCGAGUGCAAGUUUUGACAGUAUCGGCUCGAGAGUCAUGGUAAUUUUGUAGCGAAGAAUCAUCGAAUGAUUUCGACGGUGGCGAGCGCGAGGUCGACUCGACGGGAGAGAUCUCCAACACAGGGCUUAUGUAUGGUGUGGGCAAGCGCGGACCCACGGAAGACGAGGGCGUGAGUGAAGUAACGAUUUAGGUUCGGUCUCGAGAGAGGGCGCAGCAGAUACCUGGGGUUUUUGUUUGAAGAUAAGCAUCAACAUUUGCAGGCUGGCGCCCUCUAUGUGUAGGCAGAAAGUUUAACUUUUAAAUGAAUAUUAUAUCAACCGAAGUCUGCAAGUGCUCAGCGUUUUCGGGGCUGAUAUUCGCUCUGCAAAAUCGUAGGAAUAGUUGUAGCGCCUCAGCCUCCUCGACAGGAAGCGGAAGCUCGAGCAGCUCGUCGCCCAUCGAGGAACUCCUUCUCAUUCUGGUCGAGCGAUACUUCACUCAGUACCACUGGCGAGCUCGUAUUCUUUCUGGACGUUCGGGGGAGAAUUUGGGGGGACGACGGGCGAUCAGAAGUGGGCAGCAGCUCCCCCCAAUCUUCCCCUUCCUUUUGACGAGCAAAGAGGAUUUUUGGACCGAAGAGCGAAGGGGGGAACCGAUACCAAAAAGCGUCCCGGGGGGGAGAAAAAAAGUGGAGGCGGGGGACUGAAGCCAGCAUCUGCCGAGAAGAAGCAAUCCGUGGUGGAUCAGAAGUCGGGGUCAAUGACGGGUGUGUUCAAUGGGAACACUCCUUUUCAGCUAACCAGUAGCCAUGACAAGCGCUUCAAGUCUCUUCCCCCGGCCGAAAUGCUCCCGCGGCACGAGACCCUCGGCGGAUACAUAUUUGUGUGCAACAAUGACACCAUGCAAGAAGACCUCAAGCGCCAACUCUUCGGCCUUCCUCAGAGAUAUCGGGAUUCCGUGCGCGCAAUUCAGCCGGGCCUGCCAUUGUUCUUGUAUAACUACACAACCCACCAGCUUCAUGGAAUUUUUGAGGCUGCCAGUUUUGGAGGUUCGAAUAUAGAUCCGACUGCCUGGGAAGAUAAGAAAUGCCGGGGCGAGUCAAGAUUUCCUGCUCAGGUUCGCAUCCGGGUGAGGAGACUCUGCAAACCAUUACAGGAAGAAGCGUUUCGGCCCAUUCUGCAUCACUACGAUGGGCCGAAGUUUCGCCUGCAGCUCUCUGUACCGGAGACAUUACAGCUGCUGGACUUGUUCAACGCCAUAGGCCCGCCAUGAAACGAUGCGCCGGCUGUUCCGAGUUUCGACCUGUGUAAAAGUUUGUGGGUUCUUCGAGGAUGGAUCUUCGAGUCUGUCAACUCUACUGUAUUUGGUAUGAUCGGUUUUUCAUACGCGGCUGCUCAACCAUCAAUUUCCGCCGAAAUGCUGGGGUCAGCUGAGUUCGAUAUUAGAGAUAUAUAAAAUUUGUGAGGAAACAAUAGUGAUGGAUAAGAGAGUGUACUUACACAGCCAUCAGCAAUCCCGAACAUAAUCCUUAUGUCUGUUAGAGAGCCGUGCAGAAAAGAGCGAUGGCUCUCUGUAGUUGUAGGUCCAAUGGCUGUGUUCUCUCAUGUCGUUCUAGCAACAGAAAAUCAAGGCUUCGUUUAUGAGGGAAUUCAGCAGGCUAGUCUGCUUAACUCAGCCUGAUUGAAGCAUUUUGAGUAGACAGGCAUUUUUUCACCAAUAGGUCCGUUUGUAUAAAAUGUCUACUAGUUGACGAAGUAGCUCGGAAGAGCACACGAAGAGUAGUUUUGACGAACGUGGUUUUGCGCCUGCGCAAGCUUUUUCAACCCAACCUUCAAGUUUGAAAAGAAAAGAUCAAGUGUCUGUGGAUAUGUGUAUCCAAGGGGGUCCCCCUUCAAAGGAGAGGGAUGCUUUGACGCCAUGGCGUCUUGUGAAUAAUAAAGACAAGCUUAUCAUUCUGGUUUGCUAU